Molecule: messenger RNA, 1501 nt
Organism: Pezoporus occidentalis (night parrot)
Lineage: Eukaryota; Metazoa; Chordata; Aves; Psittaciformes; Psittacidae
Product: mucin-16-like
Exons: 11
Coding region: 455-1501 (348 amino acids)
Source: RefSeq, a predicted model, not a curated record
UUUUCAGAAUACAAUGAAGGACCUGUUUUGGCAGGUAAAUCUAUUAAAUUGUUUAUAAUGUUUAUAGAAACUAGUAGUAUCACAUGUAAUUAUCAGUGUCUGUCAUACCUUGUCUAAUGGUAAUAGUGGGUUGUUUGUUCUUUUUUCCCAAAAGUAAUAUAUUACAUCUAUGUUAAGUCUCAGGAUUGUUUUACCCCUUGACUGUAGAAUAAAGAUAACAUGAAGAAAUUCCAUUCUGUUAUGCACUUUUCCCUGGAUUUUGCUUCCAGCCACAGCUGCAUCUCCAAGAACUGGGAAGUUCACAGUGAAUUUCACCAUAACUAACCUCCAGUACUCCAGUGGUCUCAGCAAUCCAUAUUCUGCCAAGUUUAAUGCUACAGCAAGAGUCUUGAUUGCUCUGUUCAAUCAGCUGUUCCAGAAGUGUAGUAUUCAUUCUGUGUAUACAGGCUGCAAAAUGAUGGCUUUCAGACCUGCACCAAAAACUGAAGGCACUGGAGUAGAUGCUAUGUGUACCUACAAAACAGAUUCUGCUGCUUCCCAGUUUGAUCGAGUGACUGUUUACCGUGAAGUGAGCAACAAGACAAAUGGCAUCACCAACUUAGGAAUCUACAGCCUUGACCAGGAAAGCCUGUAUAUUAAUGAUUACCAUGAAGCCCAUCUCUUGCCUUCAGCAUCUCCAGCUCCUCCUCCUGCAAGAGAAGGAUAUUUCACAGUGAACUUCACUGCGACCAAUCUCCUCUACACAUCAGCAUUAGGAAAUCCAAAUUCCAAAAAAUUCAUUGCUGCCAAAAAAACUCUGACAUACUUGCUUGAUCGUGUGCUCAAGAACAGCAGCCUUAGCCCUGUCUAUACUGGUUGUACAGUGGUGGUACUAAGGUCUGUGAAUAACACAGAGGGCACUGCCAUGGAUGCAGUCUGCACAUACAGAGCCAACGCUACCACUACUGAAUUUGACCGAAUCAAGGUUUAUCAUGAGCUCAGCAAGAUGACAGCCAGCUGCACUGAGCUAGGACCAUAUAGGCUGGAUGCAGCAAGCUUUUAUGUUAGUGGUUAUAAUGAACUUCAGCCUGGACUGUCUGUUGAUUCAACUACACCACCUCUGUCACCAGCAAUAAGGAAUUUCACAUUGAAUUUCACUAUAACCAACCUCCAGUUCACUGCAGAUCUGGCAAUGCCAAACUCUAAAAAAUUCAAGUCAACAGAAAAAGUCAUGUAUUAUUAUGUUGACCCUUUACUCCAAAAAAGCAGCAUUGGCCCUGCUUAUAUUGGCUGCAAAAUAAUGGCAUUCAGGCCAAAGAAGAGCAAGUAUGACACGGGAGUAGAUGCCACCUGCAGCUACAGAGAUGAGCCUUCAGAUCCCGAGUUCAACAGAGUGAUAGUUUACCAUGAGCUGAGCAAUAUGACAAAUGGUAUCACCAAGAUGGGACACUACAGCCUUAACAGCCGGAGCCUCUACAUUGAUGGUAAUGAGAUCACCUCAAGGCAUUAUUCCAUAUGUUGA